CUUCCGCUCGGUCUCCCCGAGAAGCGGAAGUAGGGCUCGCCUGGGCGGUGUCACGUGCCCCGCGGCGCCUCUGCCCGCUGCGGCUGCGCGGCUGGGCCGUAGAGGCGGCGCUGGCCUAGAGCGGCCUUGGCUAAUCUUUUGACUCCGGCUUCGACUCCAGUUUGGACUCGGUGCUGGGAGGGAGGAGGAGGAGAGAAGAUGGCGACGGCAGAGGGGACAGUGGACGGCAAAGAUGGCGGCGGCCGCCAGGGACCCCGGCGCCGGGGUUGCGAGCACUAUGACCGCGGAUGCCUCCUCAAGGCUCCUUGCUGUGGUAAACUUUACAUCUGCCGCUUAUGUCAUGAUAACAAUGAAGAUCAUCCCCUGGAUCGGUUUAAAGUAAAAAAAGUACAGUGUACAACGUGUGGAAACCUUCAGAAUGCUCAACAAACUUGUGAAGAAUGUGGCACUGUGUUUGGAGAAUAUUAUUGCAACAUAUGCCAUCUAUUCGACAAAGACAAGAAGCAAUACCAUUGUGAGAAGUGUGGGAUUUGUAGGAUUGGUCCAAAGGAAGAAUUUUUUCACUGUUUGAAAUGUAACCUCUGUCUAUCCUUGAGUCUUCGAGGACAUCACAAGUGCAUUGAGAACGUCUCGAGGCAGGAUUGUCCCAUAUGUCUGGAGGACAUCCACACGUCCCGGGUUGUUGCUCAUGUCUUGCCGUGUGGGCAUCUUCUACACAGAACAUGUUAUGAAGCAAUGUUAAAAGAAGGCUACAGGUGUCCAUUAUGUAUGCACUCUGCUCUAGAUAUGACUCGCUAUUGGCGACAAUUGGAUAAUGAAGUUGCACAAACUCCGAUGCCAACAGAAUAUCAGAAUAUGACUGUGGAAAUUCUCUGCAAUGAUUGCAGUGCCCGCUCUACAGUUCAGUUCCACAUAUUAGGAAUGAAGUGUAAGAGCUGUGAGUCGUAUAAUACUGCACAGGACGGCGGAUGUGGAAUUCCUCUGGAGCAGCAGUGACCAGCCUCUCUAUACUGCACCAGGGCUGCCUCGGGGCCUCACCAUUGUUUCUGAAAUAAGAGUCAUUCCUUAGUAUCCCGUUGCUAUGCUGUCACAAAUAGUUGUGUGGUGUUUGUGGUCGUGUCACAAUAUAAAACUCCUACUACAGGGACUCGGGGAUCAGGCUCUUAAUAAAAUUGUCAUAAUUGUUAUUCUUGUGUAAAAACUGAAGCUUCCCCAUUGAGUGAAAAUUCCUUCAAUGUUAUUUAGGAUCCAGAUGACCGUCUGCUUUGAAAUUGAUGUUCAUUAGAAUGUAUAAUUUCAUUGCAUUUCCUUUUACGCAAAACCUAUGCAUCCAGAAUCUAUAAAUAGUUCUUAAUAGAACUGUGCUUGACGUUAAAACUUUAUCUUAAGGGCUGUAUUGUAAGACUAGGGUUUAUUCUAUUUAAAUAAACUUUAGAAUUUUACAAAGCAGUCCCUUUUGAAUGCUAUAAAUGUGUAUUUUAGUGUAACAUCAAAUAAAAAAUUCUUGGCAUAGUGUCAUAGAAAGUUUCUCCAAGGUCAUUGCCUAGUUCAAAUUAAGUUUGGUUACAAAUAUAACACAGUGGUUAAUUCGCUUGUGUUCAUUUAUUCUUUAGAUUUCUCUUUUUAGUAACAGCUAGGAGAGAUAUAAAAUACAUAAUGCUGGAAGAUGCUAAAUUUAUUGACCUAAACUGGACUUCACUAUUGUUCUCUACAGCCUUUUUAAUCUAGCCUCAAUGGUUCCCUAACCCUAAUUUCCAGUAUCUAUUCUAAAACUUCAUUUCUUUUGCCUGAAAUCCCUUUUCUGCUACCCACGUUUAGAACAAAUGACCUAAGCUAUGACUUCACUGAAAUUGAGGUUAGCUAACUUUCAUUUCCUUAGUUCCCUUCUUUCAUACCUCAAAACAGUGUUUGCUCCUUUUCCACAGAAAUAUCCUUAUGCCUUUGAUCCCAUUCUUAUUUCCUCUGGGAUCCCCUUGCAUGCCUCUUCUCUCUCUUCUUGACUAUUGGCUCCUUCCAUUUGUAAACAUGCUGAGAUCUCCCAAAUUCUAAAGAAUACCUUACCAUAAUCAUUCCAGCUUUCAUUCCAAAUUUCAUAAAAAGUUGUCUAUGCAUGACACCACUUUCCUUAGCUAUUUGUAAUCUGACCUGCCCUCACUCCCACUCUGUCACCAGUGACCCAAGCACCAAACCCAAUGGACUUUUAUUCCUCAUACUCUCUUGUCACGGCUUAGCCAUACCCAUGGCUGUGUAGAUUGUCCUUCCAUAGUUUGAGAGGCACAAGGCCCUUGGUUCUCUAACGCCCUCAAAGCCCUCUUCUUUGUGUCUGCUCCAGCUGACUCCAGUAGUGUUCUCCAGGGCUGUGUCUGUUCUCAUUCAUCUCAUACACUCCUGCAGCUCUUUCAUAGAGGGAGAGUAGUUCUCUUCUGUUCAGACCUGAUGUUUGUUCUGAGCUCCAUCUCCAUCAAUGACUCCCUUUGUGUAUCUUACGAUGCCUGCUUUUAUCCUGCCUUAUCUCAAACUUGACAUGGUCAAAACUUUCUCUCAGAAUCCUGAUUUGCUACCGUCUGUGACAUCAUGAACCCAGGUUUCCUUCUUUUGAGGUCUUUUCAGUCUUCUCCCUCCCUUUCAGGUAAUCAAUAAGGCUUGUGGUGGUUGUUGGAGGGGAUGUGGGAAAGCUGGAAUGCUAAUCUACUGUUGGAGUGGUGAAUUGAUCCAACCAUUUUGGAGACUGAUUUGGAACUAUGACCAAAGGGCUAUAGAACUGUGCAUACCCUUUG
Messenger RNA from Dromiciops gliroides (monito del monte), 2777 nucleotides. It is a transcript of the gene RCHY1, whose product is annotated as ring finger and CHY zinc finger domain containing 1. Gene Ontology annotation, cellular component: nucleus. The record is from RefSeq and is a predicted model, not a curated record. The transcript is spliced from 9 exons. Gene Ontology annotation, biological process: ubiquitin-dependent protein catabolic process; protein ubiquitination. Gene Ontology annotation, molecular function: ubiquitin protein ligase activity; zinc ion binding. The coding region runs from base 199 to 996 and encodes 265 amino acids. NCBI's taxonomy places the organism in Eukaryota, Metazoa, Chordata, Mammalia, Microbiotheria, Microbiotheriidae.